This is a messenger RNA of Colletotrichum abscissum, 447 nucleotides long. RefSeq lists its product as uncharacterized. The transcript is spliced from 3 exons. The coding region runs from base 1 to 447 and encodes 148 amino acids. NCBI's taxonomy places the organism in Eukaryota, Fungi, Ascomycota, Sordariomycetes, Glomerellales, Glomerellaceae. The record is from RefSeq and is a predicted model, not a curated record.
AUGCGGCGAUUCCGGCUCAAGUUCCACGUCCUCCGUCCAGACGGGCAACACUACCCCCGCGAAACCAAUACGGACGAGGAAAUGGACCACGACGCCGAGUACGACAAAAAGCCUGAAGAUAAGUACGGUUACACUCUAUACAUGUUCCGCGUCGAGCUCUGUAGGAAGCAUAUCGAGCCCCUGCUUGCGGCCUUUGCCAAGUCUUUGACUCGCGACAGUCAGCCGAGCCUAAAGGACGCUGAGAUGUUCAUGUAUCUGUGGUGGUGCCCUAAUGAUGACAAAUUCAAGGAGGAAAUGUGGCAGGUUGGUGACUGGAGACCUAGCGAAGACAUCACGAGUUUAUUUGAAUGCCUAGGACGGCAAGAGUGGCUCGAUCUUCAGUGGGACGACUAUAGAUCUACGGCGGGACAAGACGUGCUGGGUGAUAGCGAAUCUUCGCCCAUAUAG